Molecule: messenger RNA, 2097 nt
Organism: Diaporthe citri
Lineage: Eukaryota; Fungi; Ascomycota; Sordariomycetes; Diaporthales; Diaporthaceae
Exons: 1
Coding region: 1-2097 (698 amino acids)
Biological process (GO): carbohydrate metabolic process
Source: RefSeq, a predicted model, not a curated record
AUGAUGGCCCUGACCGUGCUCUUUGGCCUCCUGGCCUCCACUGCUCUCGGCCAGUCGUGCUGGAGGGACACCACCUGCAGCGCCGUCUCCGAAGCUGCGUUCCCGGGGGAGUGGGACGCCAACAACUUCGCCCCAGAAUCAAGGACCGUCUCUCCCAGGUCCGUGUUGUCGGCCGCCGAUGGCAGCAUCAUCUCGUCCUGGAACGGGUCGGCCCACCUGGCCACCAAUGGGUCUAAACUCGUCUUUGACUUUGGCAUUGAGGUCGGCGGGAUCGUGACGCUCAAGUACACCCCUUCGUCAUCGGGAGCCGGCAGUGGUGCGGUUGGACUGGCCUUUACGGAGGCCAAGAAUUGGAUAGGAGAAUGGUCCGACUCUUCCAAUGGCAAGUUCGUCGGUCCGGACGGGGCCAUCUACUCCAACUUCACCGGCGCAGAGGCGGUCACUUACACCAUGCCCGACGAGAAACUGCGCGGAGGCUUCCGCUACCUCACCCUGUUCCUGAUAUCCGAGUCUGCAUCGGUGGAUAUCUCCUCCAUCGAGCUCGAGAUCGGCUUCCAGCCAACGUGGUCCAACCUCAGGGCGUACCAAGGCUACUUCCACAGCUCGGACGACACCUUGAAUAAGAUCUGGUACAGCGGGGCGUACACGCUCCAGACCAACGCUGUGCCCGUCAACACCGGCCGCUGGGUCCCCUUCGUCAACACAAGCUGGGUCAACAACGGCACCCUGGGACCGGGGGACACCAUCAUCGUCGACGGCGCGAAGCGCGACCGCGCGGUGUGGCCAGGCGACAUGGGCAUCGCGGUGCCCUCGACCUUCGUGAGCGUGGGCGACCUCGACAGCGUGCGCAACGCGCUGCAGGUCAUGUACGACUACCAGAACAAGGACGGCUCCUUCCCCGAGGCGGGCCCGCCGCUUCUGCAGCAGGGCAGCGACACGUACCACAUGUGGACGAUGAUCGGGACCUACAACUACGUGCUGUACACCAACGACACGGCCUUCCUCGCGCGCAACUGGGGCGGCUACCUCGCCGCCAUGGACUACAUCUACGCCAAGGUGCAGCCCUCGUCCGGCCUGCUCAACGUCACGGGCACGCGCGACUGGGCCCGCUGGCAGACGGGGUUCAACAUGUCCUCGGCGCAGAUGAUCCUCUACCGCACGCUCACCACCGGCGCAGACCUGGCGACCUGGCGAGGGGAGGGAGGGGGCAGCAGCAGCAACACAACCGACCUCCCAGCGCUGUGGACCAGCCGCGCCGCCGCGCUGCAGAACGCCACGCUGGCGCACUGCUUCGACGCGAGCUACGGCGCCUUCAGGGACAACGCGACAGCGACGGCCCUGCACCCGCAAGACGCCAACUCAAUGGCAGUCCUCUUCGGCGUAGUCGGCCCCGACUCCCCGACGGCACGGUCCAUCUCCUCGCGCCUGACGGACAACUGGACGCCCCUGGGUCCCGAGGCGCCCGAGCUCCCCGGCAACAUCAGCCCCUUCAUCUCGUCGUUCGAGCUGCAGGCCCACCUGGCGGCCGGGGAGACGACGCGCGCGCUGGACCUCGUGCGCACCAGCUGGGGGUGGUACCUGGGCAACGAGAACGGCACCCAGAGCACCGUCGUCGAGGGGUACCUCGUGAAUGGCACGUUCGGGUACCGGUGGAGCCGGGGGUACGGCAAUGAUUUCAGUUAUGUCUCGCACGCGCACGGGUGGUCGUCCGGGCCGACGAGCGCGCUGACCGAGUUCGUGCUGGGGCUGAGCGUCACGGCGCGCGUGGGCAGCGAGUGGCUAUUUGCGCCGCAGUUUGGCGGGCUGGGGUUUGCUGAGGGUGGGUUCGUGACGGCGCUGGGUAAGUUCCAGGCCCGGUGGGAUGUGGCGGAGGUUGACGAGGGGGAGGACGGACCUCAGUAUAACGCCAGUGUGAGCACGCCUGCUGGGACGGUGGGGAGGCUGAUCUUGCCUGUUGUGCGGCAGGGGAGCAAGCCUACUGUGGUUGUGGACGGGGAGGAAGUCCAGACCGAGUGGUUUAGGAAGACCGGCGUGGUAUUCGACACGGUUGUUGUUGAGGGCGUGGAGGGUGGUGAGCAUACCAUUGUGGUGAGCUGA